CACUGUUUACUUAUUUGGCACCUACUCUGUAAAACUCUUGGGGCUGUACUCACUGUGCAUUUAUUAAUUCAGCAACUACAUAACAUGUGAUCUGUGUUUUUGUGUCAGACAAAAGUCCUCUAAGGUGUAGUGAAAUCAAGAAGUUGAAGCCUUUCAACUUUGUACUUCCUUCACCAUAUGAUGUAGUUAGCAAAGACAAAUUUAAGGACACCUCAAUUCAGAUGCACUGAUUCUGGCAGAAAAAGUGGAAUAAUUUUAUUAAAAAGCCUAGUUAGUGUAACAGAUGCUCUAAAACACAUAAUAUUAUUAAAUAAGCACAGUAAUAUUAUUUAAAUCCAAUGUAAAUGCAUUAACAUAUUUUACAGGGCUUUGUAGCUCUUACACCAAAUUGUAAAAGCACAACAGGAGGCAAAAUGUAUUUCUGACUAGUCUUUAAACGGCAUAUUUAGUGAGAUUCUGCUGUAGCUAACUGCAUUUUCGUACUGGCAAUAUUCUUGCAGCUGUCCCUGCUUUACAUGGAGCUUGCGUCUGCAUUCUGGCUCAGCUCAUUUUGAGUGAAAUAUAAGGCUGAAGGCGCUGAGAUGCACAAGCACGCUGUUUCCAUUUUCAGACAUUUCACAACUGGGCAGGUGAAGAGGGAUACUGAUGGGCUUGCGUUUUUGCCAGUUAACUACAAGAGUACAUGCUGUACCUUGCAGGGACAUUUUUAAACAACUUCCUUGCUGCCUAGGGUAGUGACAUUUUAAAAUCUCGUUUUGUUUUCUUCUGUUGAGAGUCAGACAGAGCUACUUUAACCCUACUUCAAUAAGAAAAACUGGAAAAAAAAACACUUCUGGUUCUCCAAGUCAACAUCCUACAUGUGUCUGUCUGCUUAGAGUGUGUGAAAUGCCUGUUUCAAGCCCAGACAGAGCAGGUUUUUUGUAAUCAUUUACUGCUGAUUAGAUUAUUGUAUGCUGACUUGGAGCAAAGGGGGGAUGGAUAAGUGAAUGUUGUUGCCUCUGAAUGUAUAAUCAUGAUGGAGGUGAGGGUUAAGGAGAAGGAACUGGAAGGUGAUUGUGGGAGGAGCAGACUGGGCUGUCCUGUGGUCAGCAGGUUGACAAAGAAAAAGGAGGAGAAAAAAGUAAGUUUGAUUCAGUUUCAAAUUCCCUUUACUUAUUAGACUGUGAAGAUGAAAAACUUUUGAUUUUUGGAUUAUGGAGUUGUGAAACUGCCUAACUGCCUGAAAAGGUGAUCAGAACACAGAAAACGCUAUGAAGGCUUAAGGCACUGGUAUAACCUCUGCGUACCAAAGGAGGCUUUUAAUUGAAACCUGUAAUGCAGCUACAUUUGACAGCUGCUGAAAACCAGGACAGAGUUUUGUCUUCGAAAGCCUUGCAGUUUAAAUUGUAUAUUUUGAAACCAAUAAAAUUAAAGGAACAAAAAUGAUGACAGCUCCUUUUUGGCCUAUAAACUAUGGAAAUGCCAGGAUGUUCCAGGUUCUUUUUAUUGUUCCAUGUUAAAAGAUUAUCAUUAUUAAAUGAUUCAGAUAGGAAUGUGAGCUGUUGGAUUGUGUAUAAAUUCUGUGCUAAUACAUUGGGGGAAAAGGCUUUUAUGUUUUUUUUUUAUGGUCAACAUAGUGAAUUUGCUGUAAUUUGAUGAUAUUGUAUUAAUGUAGGCCUGAUGAAUAUUUUCUUUAUUUAGACUUUUUUUAAAAAAUUACAGUUCAGAUUCGAUUCUCUCUGUAAAUGAACAAAAACACUAAAAACCAGUGAUGCCUCUAAAAUAAAUGCUUGAUGCUAAGCUUUUUGUGUCCUGUGGCACCUCUCAUGACUGCCAUUAUAAAGUGAAUGCAAAGAAAGUAAAAUGCUAAUAUAGUUCAUGCAAGCAGGCAGAAAAACGUGGAGCUCAGGCCUCUAAACAUCGAAUGUGUAGCAAAGUGAAGACAGAUAAGAUGGAAGGAUAAAAACCAUAGAAACCAUAGCAAGGUGUGGAAUGAGGUGUAUUUACAAAACGAAUAUGCACUUGGUUGACUGGGUUAGAUUCCCAAGCAAAAACCUAUGGAUUAGGUGUCCACAGGAGAAUAACAUCUAAAAAAAAAAAUGUCUGUUGAAUGUCCUCGGGGAGCACAUUUUCAUAUCUUUUCACCUGUUUUUUCCAGUGUCUUUAAUGCCUGAAAAGACUGACUGUGCUAUAGAGUGAGCUCUAUUCUCAGACAGGCUUGAGAGCAGGGAAUUUAGAUUAAGGACCUCUGCUGCACUUGUUUACCAGGUUUUUAUUCACAAAACCAUGUACCAGAAAAUUAGGAGAUGCAUCAAUUUCAGAAGAGGUAUCUUUGGUCAGAAGCUGGAGGAGACCGUUCGAUAUGAGAGGAGGUUUGGCAACAAGAUGGCGCCCAUGUUGGUAGAGCAGUGCGUGGAUUUCAUUCGCCAGAGAGGGCUCAAGGAGGAGGGGCUUUUCCGUCUGCCGGGACAAGCCAACCUUGUCAAAGAGCUUCAGGAUGCCUUUGACUGUGGGGAGAAGCCAUCCUUUGACUGUAACACAGAUGUACACACCGUGGCCUCACUCCUCAAGCUAUAUCUGAGGGAACUUCCAGAACCAGUCAUACCAUUUGCAAAAUAUGAAGAAUUCCUUACCUGCACUAAACUCUUCAACAAGGAUGAAGAAUCUGGAAUGAAGGAAUUAAUGAAACAAGUAAAAAGCCUACCUCCAGUCAACUACAACCUGCUUAAGUACAUAUGCAGGUUCCUUGAUGAAGUUCAGUCGUACUCAGGUGUGAAUAAAAUGAGUGUUCAGAACCUGGCCACUGUGUUCGGGCCAAACAUUCUGCGUCCUAAGAUAGAGGACCCUGUGGCAAUCAUGGAAGGUACAGUGCUUGUGCAGCAGUUGAUGUCUGUGAUGAUCGGGAAACACGACAUGUUAUUUCCCAAAGACGAGGAGAAUGAGAUGGUUGAUGAGGUCUCCAACAACAACAUUGAGGCUCAGAAGAAAUAUACCACAGGACAGCUUCAGAAUAAAGAGAACAACAACACCAAAGAAGUAUCAGUGAGGCAGUGCUCCUGGGAUAAACCAGAUUCUCCCCAGAGGAACAGUGUUGACAAUGGCUCUCCAACUUCCCUGGGGGCCAACAGGUCAAGCAGCCCCCGGAACAGUCUGAGCAGUAAGUUCGAUAUCACCAGGAGCCCUCCUCUCAUGGUGAAGAAAAACCCGGCCUUCAGUAAGGGCAGUGGGAUUGUGACCAAUGGCUCCUUCAGCAGCUCUUCACUGGAUAUGCAGGAGAAGAGCCAGACUUUGCCUAAUGGGACUCUGCAGGCCAGGAGAACAUCAUCACUGAAAGGGACGGGGACUAAAAUGGGUACCAGUGGUGUGCCCAAUGGAGGGGUGAGAAUGGGUAUUUCAAGCACUGACGUGAUGAAUGCCACUCUGAACACCCGCAAUGGAGUCUGGAUGCCCAAUGGCUAUGUGACCAUGAGGGACAAUAAACAGAAGGACUCACUGAAUGAGCAGUCCACACAGCAGAACAGACUGUCCACUUAUGACAAUGUUCAACAGCAGUACUCAUCAGUCAACUGUGAGGACAAGCAGAGUGUAGACAGUGCAACCUGGUCUACAUCAUCCUGUGAAAUCUCCUUACCGGACAACUCUAACUCCUGCCGUUCCUCCACCACCACCUGUCCUGAGCAGGACUUCUUUGGUGGGAACUUUGAAGAUCCUGUUCUGGAUGAACCCUCCCGAGAUGACAUCUCUCAGCCCGGGGAAUUCGACAGCAAGUUUGACCGUCAGAGUGGGGGAGGCCAAAGCAGCCGAGCCACUAGCAGCAGUGACAACAGUGAAACAUUUGUGGCAAACAACACAACAAGCAAUCACAGUGCCCUGCAUAGCCUUGUGGCCAGCCUAAAGCAAGAAAUGCUGAAGCAAAAGACUGAAUAUGAAACAAGACUAAAGAGCCUGGAAAACAGGAAUCUUGAUCUGGAAGCAGAAAUGGUGUCCCUGCACGAGGAGCUGGAUCAGGAGAGGAAGAAGUACACUAUGGUGGAAAUAAAGCUGAGAAAUGCUGAACGAGCGAAGAAGGAUGCUGAAAAAAGAAAUGAGACUCUGCAAAAGGAAAUGGAGCAGUUUUUCUCCACAUUUGGGGAAUUAACAGUGGAGCCCCGGAGACCAGAGAGAGGCAACACUAUAUGGAUUCAGUAAGAAGGGGCAGAACUGGGCCAAAAAAACAUUUCUCGAACACUGUUGCUGUGUGAGUAGAGUAUCAGGUGACUGGUCACCUGACUGAGGCUAGCACUCGAGUCAUGAAUCUAGAAGGAAAACAAAGAAACAUUUCAUUGCCAGUAUUUUUAUUGUGUACUUUACAAAUAUAUAACCUGCUUAUGUUACUGGUAAGUGUUAUAUCUGGUUGUGUGUAUAGAUACAAGGUACUGUACAGUAUGUCAGCAGCAACCACAUGCAAAUAUCUGAAAUAAGAAAUAUUUCAAUGCAAGUCUUGUAUUUAAGCUGAAAAUUGUGUUUUGUUUCAAAUCAAGGUUUUUCCUUGCACUUAUUUUUUUUUAAUGUGGUACUGUACAAUUAGUUGUACAUCAAUUUCAUUUCCUCUUAUGUUUCCCCCAUCCCUGGAACAAAAAACAUCUUUAAUUUAAAAUAUAUCAUGGCUGUGCUUAUUGUGCCAUUUGACUUUGUCCAUGACCAAAAAAAGAAAAUGUAAAUAUUUUAUAAAAUAUGCUAUGUACAGUGCC
Molecule: messenger RNA, 4709 nt
Organism: Lepisosteus oculatus (spotted gar)
Lineage: Eukaryota; Metazoa; Chordata; Actinopteri; Semionotiformes; Lepisosteidae
Source: RefSeq, a predicted model, not a curated record